Miscanthus lutarioriparius is the source of this 384-nucleotide messenger RNA. The record is from the annotation of a GenBank genome assembly. Lineage: Eukaryota; Viridiplantae; Streptophyta; Magnoliopsida; Poales; Poaceae.
AUGAAGAUUGUUUCUGUUGUGGGAGUUGGUGGGCUCGGCAAAACUACUCUUGCCAAGGCAGUGUAUGAUAUGCUUAUAUUCGAUUAUGGGGCUUUUGUUCCUGUUGGCCAAGAUCCUGACUUGAAGAAAGUCUUUAGAGACAUUCUUAUUCAUCUUGACAAGGAAAGAUACACAGAUUUGAAAUACACAGUGUUGGAUGAAAAGCAGCUCAUCGACGAACUCCGUGUUUUCCUUAGAACAAAGAGGUAUGGAAUAAGCCACCCAAUGAUUUUGCACUUAUUUGUCUAUUAUAUCAUGUUAUCAAUAUUUCUCAUACUUCCUGUCCUUAGUGUACUGCUUGAAACCUUGAAAUUAUUAGUGAUGAUGAUGGCUAAGAGGGGUUAG